AUGGAUCGGUUCGUGGCUCUCGUUGGUGCCAUUUUGCUUUUGGUGACGACGGAGCAGGUGAUGGGACAUCCCGGAAAUGAUUCCUUAGGCUGUCACAACGGUACGAAGGCUACCGUGGAUGAGUGUUGCGAUAUACCGAUACUAGCCGAUAAGCCGAUUAUGGAAAAAUGCAAAUCGGAACAUCCCUUCAAAAUGCCCAAAAAAGGUUCUGGCGAACAGGGACACAAUCCUGGAGCGUGUAUCGCUGACUGUAUUAUGAAGGGGAUGGGCGCUUUAAAGGAUAGAAAAAUUGAAGCGGCAUCGUUCAUGAAAGCCGUUGCACCGGUCGUCAAGGCGAAUCCUGCCUUUGCCAAAUUGAUUGAGGGCGCAGUUCAGACGUGCGCAGACCGUGCCAACAUGGACUCGGGUUUCACUUUGGUAAAGGAUAAGAAUGAAUGCAAUCCGGAUGCAAAACAUUUCAUCAACUGCGUGUAUGGAACAUUGUUUGAGAAAUGCCCAACGAAUCUGUGGACAAAGAAGGACGAAUGUACCCUGCUGAAGGACAAGAUCAAGAAGGGCUGUCCGUACUUUGCCCUGCGCAAACGACACGGCCGCCGAAUGCGACCAACCUAA
This is a messenger RNA of Anopheles maculipalpis, 612 nucleotides long. RefSeq names its product general odorant-binding protein 67-like. The transcript has 4 exons. Lineage: Eukaryota; Metazoa; Arthropoda; Insecta; Diptera; Culicidae. Gene Ontology annotation, molecular function: odorant binding. Bases 1 to 612 code for a protein of 203 amino acids. The record is from RefSeq and is a predicted model, not a curated record.